Molecule: messenger RNA, 1716 nt
Organism: Girardinichthys multiradiatus
Lineage: Eukaryota; Metazoa; Chordata; Actinopteri; Cyprinodontiformes; Goodeidae
Exons: 5
Coding region: 1-1716 (571 amino acids)
Source: RefSeq, a predicted model, not a curated record
AUGCCAGAGGAGCAUCACCAGUGGGUUUCAACAGCCUUAUUUAGAGUUUGUGCCAAAGGGAAACUGGAACUCCAGGACCAUCUCCAGCUGUGGUAUUUUCCCCCUCAGCCGUCUCUCAUUUACAAUCAGGCCCCAACAUCGGCCAGGUUUUUUGCCCAUCCUUUACUGCUGUGGAUGCCAUACAGGCUGUGGAAGGUUCGGCUCCUUUGUACUGACCAAGCCUGUAAGCACCCUCUGAGCAGUGGAGGUCUUCACAGGCGGGUGUGGCAGGUGCUUGAUAUUGACCGCUUUUACAACCUGGUCACAGAGACAUUGAUAUGCUCAAAGUGCCGCCGGAGCUACCUGUCUUGGAAUAGGGAAAUUCUUGAGCAGCUGGACAUGGCCCAUCGCUCUGAGUUCAGAGUCAUUCUUACCCGCCGAAAUGCCUGUGACAUCAGGGUGAUACGCCUCUUACGGGAACGAGGUCUGGGGAAUGGACCAGUCCAACUUAUUGGCCAGCUGAAAGAGAACCACAGUGAGGAGUGGAUGAAAAGGGUGGUGCGUUAUACCAAAGAGUGUGCUGCCUUUAUUAGCAAAAGUUACCUGUUGCCACCAACCUUUGAAGAGCCCCCUAAACCUGUGGCACUGCCUACCUAUAAGUGGCUUUCAGUGGUGUACAGCCAAGAUAUACUUUACAGGCUGGAGGAUAUCAAGGCUAGUAUCACCUCCACGUAUGGAUCCAUUUUAAAACUUGAUUCCACCAGGAAGAUCACCAAGAAGCUCUCAGGACCAGCAAAAGGCACGGCACAGUGGCUGACUUCCGUUGGCAAUGAGAUGGGUCAAGUUCUCAUCAGUGUCUUGAUUGCUGGGGAGGGACCAGGUUUGGACCUCAUGGCUGACGGCUUGGUUGACAGGUAUAAAGCUGCAAGUGUAGACCCUCCUGUUGCACUCUAUGUGGACAGUGGCUGCUGCAAGGAAGUGGGUGAGACCAAAUUGAAGGCCAGAUUUAGUGAAUGGCCUAACUUGAUUGUUCGCCUUGACAUCUGGCACUUUAUGCGACGCCUGGCUGUGGGAUGCAUCACUGAUGCACACCAGCUGUACCCUACUUUCAUGGCUCGUAUGUUGGCAUGUAUUUUUGAAUGGGAUGCUGCUGAUGUUAAUGAACUGAGAGAGGCAAAGAGGGCACAGCUUAAAGGGCAUGGCUGGACAGCUCUGACUGAGAAGCAACUAGAUCGGCAAAUUACGAAGGAAGAGUUGGAGCUGCACUGCAGGAGGAGGACGCGUGGAGAAGAGCAAACCAUCCAGCUGUUGGAUCAGCUCAUCGGUGAGCUCAUCAGUGACAAGGGAAAGGAUUCGCUUGGUGUUCCUCUUCUGGACCCCAUCCGAAUGCAGCACAUCUGGUUUCUUCAGAAGAGGCAUGUGAAGUGCAUUCAGGACCCACCUGAUGUAGCGCUGUACACACAAACUGGCACCAUCAUUAAGGGAGGAGUCCAGCGGCAGACCCUGUGCUGUGCCAGAGGUUCAACAUCUUUGGAGUCUUUCCACUGCCACUUAAACCGGUACAUUCCAGGAAACAGUUCCAACUCUCUUAACUUCCAGAUCUACCUUUUGGAAGGACUACAUCGCUGGAACCACAACAGGGCAACUACUGCUGUAGAGACGGAAACCUCUGGUUUGCGCAGCUAUUCUGGCGAACUGGUUCAUAGCGUGAACACCGAUUAUGAGAAGGUGAACUGA